AUGGACAAGCGACUUGGAAGAGGGACUCUGGGUCUGAGUGGAUCGAAUACAACCCAGUUUCGAGAAUAUCGUGGAGUGGAAAAAUUCCCCAUGGGUCUCCAAAAACCUGGAACAAGACGAGAAACUUACCCCUCCAGAUCAAUGCCGUCCAAUCUCAUGCCACAAGCGCCAGAUGCACCAAAUUCGCGAUCCACUGACGUGCGCAGGCGGGGUCUGGCGGGGUCGUUCCUUUAUUUGCUUUGUCUAAGCCAGGGACUCUCUGGUUGGCUCAGCCUGGAUGUGGGUUACGGUGAGGUUGAAGCGUCCCACUACUGGCACCAGAACAAGACGAGGGGACCCUUGUUCUUUAGCGCGUUAAAUGAUGCGGGCGAUAAUCUUGGAAACUUUUUUGUCGAGAUGAAGAUCAACCCCAAAUCUGGACUCCAACUUGGAGGCUUUGUCCUCUUCAUGAAGGGUCCAUUGGUGCCCGCCACCAAACGUCUGACAGUUGUGACUAAUAUGAGAGUCCGUGAACUAAAGGAGCCACAGAAGGGCCGUGCCAUCCAUCUCCUCGAGUUAAAAGCUUGGUGUAAGCGGUACACUGAGCAUCUCGAUGCCGCAACUCCAUAUCCGAUGCUCGGUUUUAUGUUUGUCCCAGGCGCUGGUGAAACAUGGUCACACGCAAUCAUCCUCCCUAUCGAACCUUUGACGGGAUCCGAAAAAACAUGGAUCAAAGUCAUGAUGUGUGUGCAGGCUACGGGUGGCUCGGAGCAAAAGACAAUAGUCUAG
Fusarium redolens is the source of this 768-nucleotide messenger RNA. RefSeq lists its product as uncharacterized. The record is from RefSeq and is a predicted model, not a curated record. Bases 1 to 768 code for a protein of 255 amino acids. The transcript is spliced from 4 exons. Lineage: Eukaryota; Fungi; Ascomycota; Sordariomycetes; Hypocreales; Nectriaceae.